AAUUCUGCUGAAUUAGCACAUUCUGCAGUAAAGAUGGAGUUGUCAUUUCAAGAACUGAGUUUGUCUGGAGCUGUGCUUGCUUGUCUAGGCCUCUCCUCGCUCUUCGUUGUGAGUCUAUAUGUGGUAGAUCCAGGACUGUCGAGGAAUCAUCCAAAAACUGUUCGAAGAAGACUCUUUGCAAUUGUGGGUGUGUGUUUCUGCUCUCCACUUUACAUUUGGCUAUGCUCUGACACCCACGUCAAAGAUGGACAAUCAAUGUUGGAGUUACUGGGCGUGUAUACGUCAGAAGGACUAGUCAGAGCUUUGAUAGUUCCUUUGCUGCUUGUAUUGGUGUUGUAUGCAGGUCCAAUCGUCCAGUGUCUGAGUGAAGGAGACAACCCGUUUGAGCACAUUGCUGGAGAGAGAUGGGACCUGAUCAUCAGGAACUACAUGAUCGCACCAUUUGCUGAAGAGUUUGUAUUCCGAGCCUGCAUGAUGCCUCUGUUACUACCGACUCUAGGACCUUUGUGGACCAUUCUUUGCAGUCCUCUACUGUUUGGUCUGGCUCACGUUCAUCAUCUACUAGAUUGGUUUAGGAGAAAAGAUGGUACCUCAUUUAUGAAUGCCCUUCUUGGUGUACUACUACAAGUUGCCUACACCUCCAUAUUUGGAGUAUUCUCUGCAUUUCUCUUCAAUCGAAUGGGUCAUCUGGUCACUCCGGUGGCUUCCCACGUCCUCUGCAAUGCCCUGGGGCUGCCACCAUUUGAUACUCUGGGUUCACAUCAUCAUAGGAACAUUGUAGCUGCUGUGUAUGUGAUUGGAUUGUUAGUUUUUCUUCUGUUAUUAUGGCCUCUUACAUCAGCUAGUAUGGCUUUGUUUUAGUUACAAUGUACAUGACUGUGUGUAUAUUGCAAACUGUAUAGUUUUCUAUUUAUUAUCAUGAUUGUUUGUUUUUACUUAGUGUGACAAACAGUUCACAUAUUUUUAACAUUAAUAUUGAGCCAUUGUA
Messenger RNA from Halichondria panicea, 988 nucleotides. Its product is annotated as CAAX prenyl protease 2-like. Gene Ontology annotation, biological process: CAAX-box protein processing. Bases 34 to 861 code for a protein of 275 amino acids. Gene Ontology annotation, molecular function: metalloendopeptidase activity. The transcript has a single exon. The record is from RefSeq and is a predicted model, not a curated record. Gene Ontology annotation, cellular component: endoplasmic reticulum membrane. NCBI's taxonomy places the organism in Eukaryota, Metazoa, Porifera, Demospongiae, Suberitida, Halichondriidae.